ACCGGCCUUCCUCUUUUUACGGCAUUUGCUCCAAAACGGUUUCAAUCGAAGGCUGUCUGCCGAGUUCCUAUGCCCCUUUCCAGCUACUCUCCUAUAUUUCAUGGUCAUUCCCCCGCUGAAUCCUUCCUGGCUGAAUUAUUUUUGACUGUAUUAUCAGGGACAUCUGGAAUCCGACCGUGUUUCUGUCAUCAUCAUGUUUUUUGUGUUUCACGUGUCUUGUUUGCUUUUGAAAGUCUUCCUGCGACUUUGGCUGCUUGGGAGUGCGGUCGUCUUUCAACCAGGAUGUUGUGGGUUAGAGCCCAGCCCGUACAGUCAACAUGUCGAUGAUUCCUCUGUCUGUUCGUCUCAACAUUCUACAAACUGCCACAACACAUACUCAGGCGAUACAUACUACCACAAUGAUAAGGCACUCCGGAUUGUGAUGGUUGGGAAAACUGGAGCUGGGAAGAGCGCCACAGGAAACACCAUUCUGGGAAAAGAGCACUUUAAAUCAAAGUUUUCUUUUGAAUCUCUGACUAAAGACUGUGCUAAGGCCUUUGGGGAAGUGGAUGGACAAAAGGUUGCUGUCAUUGACACUCCUGGUCUGUUUGACACCAGCACUGAUGAAGAGAAGACCAGAAACGUCAUUGGUAAGAGCGUUGCUUAUGCUUCUCCUGGACCCCAUGUCUUCCUGGUCGUCAUCAAACUGGGCAGAUUCACAGAUGAAGAAAGGCAGUCAGUUCAGAAGAUUCAGGAAAUCUUUGGAGAGGAAGCAGACAGAUACAGCAUGGUUCUCUUUACCCACGGUGAUGUGCUCAAAGGGAAAUAUAUCGAUGAGUUCUUGAAGGAAAGUGAAGAGCUGAAGGAACUUGUGGCCAGAUGUAACGGCCAGUACCACGUCUUCAAUAAUAACCUGAAGGAUCGUUCUCAGGUCAGAGAGCUGCUCGACAAGAUCAGAAAUAUAGCAAAGAUAAACGGAGGAAGCCAUUACACUAAUGAAAUGUUCCAGAAGGCAGAGAGGGAGCAAGAAGAGGAAAGACAGAGAAUCCUUAAAGAGAGAGAAGAGGAAAUGCGCAAAGAGCAGGAAGAAAUGCAGAAGAAAAUAUCAGAAAAGUAUGAGCAAAAAUUGAAGGAAAUGAAAGAUGACAGAGAGAGGUUGAAAAUGCUACAUGAAACUCGUCAAAGUGAAAUGGAGGAGCAGAUGAGGAGAAUACGAGAAGACCAGGAAAGGAAAGCCAGACAGGAAGCUGACAGAAAAAGAAGACAUGAAUGUACAAUUCUAUAG
Molecule: messenger RNA, 1264 nt
Organism: Trematomus bernacchii (emerald rockcod)
Lineage: Eukaryota; Metazoa; Chordata; Actinopteri; Perciformes; Nototheniidae
Product: GTPase IMAP family member 7-like
Exons: 2
Coding region: 194-1264 (356 amino acids)
Molecular function (GO): GTP binding
Source: RefSeq, a predicted model, not a curated record